AUGCCGCCCUUCAAGGAUGAGCAUAUUCUGUUGAUUGCGCCAGGUUCACAGAUGACCCUGGCGCAGCUCGGUCUACCCGAAACGUUCACGCCCGCGCGAUUCCGUUUCCCCACGCGCAUGUUCCCUGCCGAGCAGAAGGGUGAAUACGAGCCAUAUCGGAUCCGUGAGAGGCGCCAGGAGGUCAAGAUCAGCAAUGGCACGGACAGGCUCAAGGAGGACGUGGAGAUGAAAGACGCCGAGCCUACUGCGCAAGAAGGCACGGCCAAUGGCGAGCCGAGCGACAAGCCCGCGACCACUGAAGGGGCAGAGCAGAGUGAAGGUGCCGGCGAGACUGAAAAUAAAGAAGAGCCCAAGACCGUCGAAGAGAUCCUCUAUGAGGAAGACGUGACGUCCGACCAAGGCGCCAUUUAUCCCAUCGAGAACGGGCGCAUCGUCGACUGGCCCUGUUUCUUUGCGCAUUUGACACAUAUUUAUAAUACCCUGAGCCCGCCUUUCCAUACCCCCAUCAUGCUCAUCGCCCAACCUGUCUGGUCCGCCCGGGAUCGCGAGGCCAUCACCCAAUUCGUCUUUGAGAAGUUCAAGGCCCCCGCCUUCAGUCUCAUGGACUCUGCACUCGCCGUUUGCUAUGGCUACGGCACCUCCACUGCAACUAUCAUCGAUGUUGGAAAGGGCAAGGUGGACGUGACUGCCGUAACGGACUUUGCAGUCAACGAACACGGAAGAGGAAUCGCGCUGGAAGGUUGUGGAGGAGAUGCCAUGACUGACCGGCUCGUGGAGCUCCUUGGUUCCAAGGGGUUCACAAGGGAAAUGUGCGAGCAACUCAAACGGAGCAACAUCACCGAGAUUCUCCCUCCGGGAACCCCGAUCCCUGGCGAUGCAGCCACUGCUCGACAGGGCGCCAAUCCAGCUGUAGCUGCAUCGACAGGAGCAGAUGGCACAACUGAUUCCGUUCCUCGGGGCCCCGGGGAGGGCACUCAAACUGGGACCGAAGAUAAUAAUGCGGAGGACGAUGAAGGCGUGUUAGAUGUCGCAGCCAUUGUCAGUGGUAAUACCACCGAAUAUCUUGCCAAUAUGGAGAAAGAGAAGGCCACAAACAAAAAGGGCGCGGUGGAGCCGAAGCAAGCUCGCUUGCCAAAUUCCAAGAAGGAGAAAGCGUCCUUCCAGUUUGAAGAGUUCGUCCCAUUGGAGGGAGAUGAUGCGGUGGUCAAUGGUUCCCGACGCUACAUCCGGCAUUCGAGGGAAGUUGAAGUGAGCGUCGAGCGCUUCCUGACUGCGACACCUCGGCAGCAAUCUGAAGACCGUCUGACGAGCGGCAUCCUGGAGGACAUUGCAACCCAGAUCCACCACACCAUUCUGGCCGUCCCCGACGCCACAAAACGGAGCGAGCUGUGGGACUCCCUGAUUAUUGUCGGAAACGGCAGCAAAGUCAGAGGCUUCACCCAGGCUUUGCUUGGUGUCAUUACCCAAAAGUUCAUGCUCUCUCCGUCUGGGACCAUCUUCACAUCUGAAAUCCCCUCGACCUUCACCACUCCCAUGCCCACCGGUGGAACGAACACACCGGCUCCGAUGGGCCAACCGGGACCCAUGUAUCACCCUGCCGCGCAUGGUGUCAACCCGCUCCUGGUGGCAGCAACCCACAACAAUCCGGGAAUGCCCCAGAUGACCCCGGGCACCCCAUCGAUGGAUCUAUCACAUCACCGCUCGACUGGCCACUCCCAGACGCCAAACUCUGUCAAGACCCUCAAGCCUCCCGAAUAUUUCCCCGACUUUAAGGACCAGGGCAACAGCAACGCUCCUGGCGCUAGCGGCAAUGCGGGCGGCGCAGCUGGUGGACCGGGAGCAUCCCAGGGGGGUCGAGGCAUGGAGGAGGCCGUGUUCCUUGGCGCUCAGAUGGCUGCCAAAGUCUUCUUUGUCCUCGACCAGGGUCUCAGCAAAGGCUACAUGAGUCGUGUGGAGUACAACGAGAAUGGACCAUCGGCAAUCCACGAAUUCGUCCUGUAA
Molecule: messenger RNA, 2001 nt
Organism: Penicillium lagena
Lineage: Eukaryota; Fungi; Ascomycota; Eurotiomycetes; Eurotiales; Aspergillaceae
Exons: 3
Coding region: 1-2001 (666 amino acids)
Source: RefSeq, a predicted model, not a curated record